CUUGCCAUAGACUACUCAGCUAGCUAGCAAUACUGAUAAAAAAUGACUAUUACAAAUUUCCUCAAAAUCCAAUCCAAAAGUGAACAACCACCACAAGAAACUCUAAGUGAGGAUCUUGAUGAGUUUUUCACUUCUCUUCCCAAAGAAAAAGGGUGGAGAACACCCAAUCUUUUCCUAUUCCAAAACUUUUGGUGUCAACCCAAAGAAAUCCGAGCCAUAAUUUCGACACAAAAACAUUUUAAAGCUCAAGACAGCGAUCUAAUAGUAGCGUCCAUACCAAAAUCUGGCACUACAUGGCUAAAAGCACUCACUUUCUCCAUUGUAAACCGCAACAAAUUCAACGUCCAACAAAAGAAUAUUAAUCACCCUUUACUCACUCAUAAUCCUCACGAACUUGUCCCAUUUCUUGAAUACAAGCUUUACGCUGAUUUUAAUUCCCUUCCUGAUCUCUCUCUUUUACCUUCUCCACGUCUUGUUGCUACUCACGUCCCUUUUGGGGCAUUACCAAAUUCAGUUAAGACCUCAAAAUGCAAAAUUGUUUACAUUUGUAGGAACCCUUUUGAUACCUUUGUUUCAAUUUGGCAUUACUUUGUCAAAAUUAGACCUGAAUCUUUAGGUCCUUUUACUCUUGAGGAAGCCUUUGAUAUGUAUUGUAGGGGAGUUAUAGGGUUUGGUCCUUAUUGGGAACAUAUGUUGGGGUACUGGAGAGAAAGUUUAGAAAAUCCAAAUAAGGUGUUGUUCUUGAAAUAUGAGGACAUGAAAUUGGAUGUGUGUAAUCAAUUGAAGAGAUUAGCUGAGUUCUUGAGGUUUCCUUUUACAGAUGAGGAAGAAAAGGGAGGAAUAAUAAAAGAUGUGUCAAGUCUUUGUAGUUUUCAGAACUUGAGGGAUUUACAAGUAAAUAAGAAAGGGAAAGGGGCCAUUUCAGAUUUUGAAAAUAGGAAUUUGUUUAGGAAAGGUGAGAUUGGUGAUUGGGUGAAUUAUUUUACACCUUCCAUGUUUGAGAGGCUUUCUAAAGUUAUGGAAGAGAAAUUAGGAGGCUCAGGGCUUACCUUUAGUCUGUUAAGUCAAGAAACUAAGUAGGCAUUUGGAUAUAAAAAUUAUAAUUUUCGACCAAAGUAGUAUUUGAAGUUAAGUUGAACAAUGAUUUUGGAACUUAAAAUUAUGUUUGGACAUGUAUUUCAGUUGAAAAAAAUAUUGUAGUUUUAUGAGUGGAAAAAAAAAUCGAAAAAUUUGAAAUAGUGGUCAACAUCACUUUUUGAUUUUUUUAAAAACCUAUUUUCAAUUAAUCGCCAAAAAUUUACGAAGUUUCAUGGACGUUUUUGAAAGAAUUUUCUGGAAAAAAAAAAAUCUAUGGACAAAUAGCGCCUAAAAGUUUAUGCUACGGAAUAGAAUUCUUCUUCCAAAUGUCCUUAGGGUCAGUUUGAUUAGAUUAUGCAGGGAAUAACAGGGAUUAUAAUCUAGGGAUAGUAUUGCAAUUGAUUAUAAUGCAGGAAUUAGUAUAGAAGUAUUAUUUCUUGGACGAUGUAUAAUUUGAAGGAAAAUUUUGUGGUUUGUUUU
Nicotiana attenuata is the source of this 1557-nucleotide messenger RNA. RefSeq names its product cytosolic sulfotransferase 15-like. NCBI's taxonomy places the organism in Eukaryota, Viridiplantae, Streptophyta, Magnoliopsida, Solanales, Solanaceae. The record is from RefSeq and is a predicted model, not a curated record. Gene Ontology annotation, biological process: sulfation. Gene Ontology annotation, cellular component: cytoplasm. Gene Ontology annotation, molecular function: sulfotransferase activity. The transcript has a single exon. The coding region runs from base 43 to 1080 and encodes 345 amino acids.